AUGGCUGCGAAAGAGGCGAGUGACUGGCAGAAACGCAGAUCAACAGGGCGAAGAGCGAGAAGCUGGAAAAAACGAACGUCGGGGCAGAAACAAGUGUUUGGACUUGGAGGGUGCGAGAGAAAAGGGCAGCAGCGACUCGACGAUGAGAUUAGGGCGGAUCACGACUCGGAAGGUGCAAAGCUUGGGAGCGGCUGCACAGCGCAAAGCAAAGCACAGAGAUCGCGGGUCCGGCUCGCAGAGACCGAGCGGGAGCUUGAAGAUCGCUUCGAUGUGCGCCAGACAAGACGUGCACCAAGACGACCACGCAGAAGAGCGUCUGAGCGUUCAGCGCCUCCGUCUCACAAACCAAAUCACCACACGCGCCGUUGUCUGUCUGGCCAGCGACGUCCAAAACCAGUGCCAACAUGUUAUGCGCAGCCGCCGUCGCCGCACAAGCCUCCUAUGCCCAUGUCCACGCUUAGCUAA
Messenger RNA from Aureobasidium melanogenum CBS 110374, 465 nucleotides. RefSeq lists its product as uncharacterized. The record is from RefSeq and is a predicted model, not a curated record. The coding region runs from base 1 to 465 and encodes 154 amino acids. NCBI's taxonomy places the organism in Eukaryota, Fungi, Ascomycota, Dothideomycetes, Dothideales, Saccotheciaceae. The transcript is spliced from 2 exons.